Messenger RNA from Aegilops tauschii subsp. strangulata, 2310 nucleotides. NCBI's taxonomy places the organism in Eukaryota, Viridiplantae, Streptophyta, Magnoliopsida, Poales, Poaceae. The record is from RefSeq and is a predicted model, not a curated record.
UAAAAAACAAAGUAGUUUUAUGCACUAUAGCAAAUGCGAGAAAAUAUAUUUCCUUUCAUUCUUUUUCCCACAAGCACAAAGCUGCCAUCCAUCGUUAAAAAAUGUGUUUUAUGAAAAAGAAAAACAGAAGCCAAAGUACAGAAAGUGCAAGAAAAAUAGAUAUCCCAAAUUAGUUGGCUGGUUCAUUUACAAUCCUUUUCAAUAUAUGUGUUAUAAUGCCUUCUUAAUAAUCUUUUUUAAUGAGAGUGUUCCUGUUGCGCAGUGCGAAAAACAUGGGUUACACACAACUGUGCACCAUGAAAAAUAUGCACGUAUGAAAUAUGGUUAAGAGUAGGGAUGGAGGGUCUCAUCUGUACGAUCAUUGCUCAAGGACUGCUAGAAAUUUAUUUGAACUAGUAGAUGUGAUGUUACGUAUUUCUCCCAUCAGAUUCUCAGUGUAAAGAAACGUUCAAAAAUAUGCAAGGCCCUUGUAUAAAUAUCCCAUUGUUACUGGCCUUGGUUGCUAUCCUCAUCGACAUAUGCACACGACGCACACCACAUUACCCAACAACAUGAGUUCUCAUCUUAAACACUUAAGAUUGCUAUACCAUCGUGCUGCCAACACCCUCAUCCUGCGAAUUGACAUUGCAACUACACUCGCAGGUGCCGUUCUCACAAAGAUUACACAAGGGGCUGUCUCUGCGCACCAGAUUGUGCCUCAAUCCAGUGCUAUAUGUCCCAUCCACCUAUUCCCCGUCGUCGUUCUUUUCAUCGUCACAGCAACAUUCUACCUUGCACUCCGUCCUAGAACUGUACACCUCAUUGACUAUGCUUGCUUUGUGGCGAGCUCCAAGUUUAGAUACCCAAAGGCAACCUUGCAUGAGCAUGCACAUCUCUCACCUUUGCUAGAUGAUUCUACUAUCAACUUCAUAGCUACUAUUCUGGAGCGCUCAGGCAUGAGCGACCAGACAUAUGUACCACCUAUACUUUUCUAUAUAGAGCCAUAUUGUGGGCUUGAUGAAGCACGCGCGGACGCAGAGUUAGUCGUGUUCCCAGUGAUUGAUGACCUUUUUGCCAAGACAUGCAUCCACCGUGAUGCGAUCCGUGUUCUUAUCACCAACUGCAGUGGAUUUUGCCCGGUACCAUCCAACGCUGACAUGAUUGUGAACAGAUACAAGUUGCGAGGUGAUAUCCGCCUCAUGAACCUUUCAGGGAUGGCGUGUACUGCGUCAGUGACUGCGGUGGGGAUUGCGAGCAACAUGCUGCAGGUCAUGCCUUGGGGGUCAUACGCAUUGGUGGUAUCUACGGAGAUCAUUGGGCCAUUAUACUAUGCAGGAAAUAUGCGUUCCAUGCAGUUGUCUAACAUAUUGUUUCGUAUGGGCGGUGCCGCCAAGCUCUUGUCGACUUCUAGGACCAAGGCUCGAUUCCGGCUUGAGCAUUUGGCCCAGACAAUCACUGCAGCAAAUGAUGCUGCCUACCGGUGUGUAUAUCAAGAGGAAGAUGAGAAGGGAAACUUUGGGACUGCUUUUUCUAAAGACCUUAUAGGUGUCGCAAGAGAUGCACUGAAGGCAAAUAUCACGGUAACCGGGCCUCUUGUCCUACCGGGGUCAGAGCUUCUCAGAGUUUUGCUCCAUCGCAUGGCGAAAAAGGUGCUUAGCUCAAGGAGGGCGAGACAAUACAUCCCCAGCUUUUGUCUUGCAUUUGAGCAUUUCUGCAUCCAUGUUGGUGGACCAGCGGUUAUCACCUCAGUACAACAUGGCCUCAAUCUAUCAGACAAGCAUGUUGAGGCAUCACGAAUGACACUACAUCGAUUUGGAAACCAGUUGAGUGCAUCGGUGUGGUAUGAGUUGGCAUACAUCGAAGCUAAAUGCUGGAUGAACAAAGGCAACAGGGUGUGGAUGAUUGGGUUCGGUGCAGGGUACGAAUGCAACACUGUUGGGUGGAUCUGUAUACAACCAUCUUCUAGUGCAGAUGGACCCUGGGCUAGCUGCAUCCAUCGUUACCCAGUGGAUUUCUCCAACAAUGUUUAAACUAAGAGGUUAAUCACAUCGACAUCUACUACUACUGUUGCUGCUGCUACUACUACUACUACGUCGACAUCUAGAAGAGCACAUAGUAUGAUAAUCCAAUAAAAAGACACGACUUCUCAACUCCAUUGCCCAAAAGCCAAUGGUCUUGUUUAGAGAGGGCAGAAUAGUCAAAUGUUGGGCACUUUAGAGAUUAUCCAUGCGAAUGUUUUUCUCAAAGUCAUUGUAUCGGCUUUGCUAGUUAUAACUAAGUUGCUUGAGGACUUCAUGCGUCUAAUUCGAUUCCCAAAAAAGUGCAAUUUUA